AUGACUAUGGACUAUUUAUUAUAUCGGUAUAAAGAAGAAGUGCGAGUUCUAAAGGGGAUCUCUAUAAGCUAUAAACCAGGAAUUGAAUUCUUUUUUGGUAAUUUAGAUCCUAUUGAAGUUAUAUCCAAUUCAUUAAAUAUAAUCCAAAAUUUAGUUACAAAUUAUGAAUCAUAUAUUAACAUAAUUACUCAUUUUCAAGAUAUGAAAAUUAAAAUCCCCAAUAAGGUAAAUUGUCAAAUUCUUCAAGAUUGUAAUCGAUUAAAUUCUUGUUUACAUGAUUCAAUUAUAAUUUGUAAAGAUCGAAUUCAAACUUUAGAAUGUAAAAUUCAUGAAGAAUUUGUUAAAUUGGCCAAUGCAAUUAUUCAUGUGAAUUUAUAUCGAGUUGAUUUACAAUCAGAAGUGAUCUCAAUAACUUCUAGUAGUCUUGUCAUUGAUAGAUAUCCAUUGAUCUAUAAACAUAACACCCUGUUGAUAUCAAGAGACAAGAUCGUCGACAUCCAAGGGGAGGAGGCAAUAGAAGAAGUGGAAUCAAUUUUGAAACGUCCAUUUGGUAUUGAUUUUGUCACUCGAGAAGCAUUUUAUCAAAAUUUAAAUAAUAGUUCUCAAUAUUUACGGCGGGAUAAGGAUCAGGAAUUGUUUCUUUUGGGAUAUAAGUUUAAUAAUAUCUAUAUUGUAUUUCGACCAAUUGAAGAUGAGAAGAUUCUUGAUCAUAGACUACCUAAACAAGUUGAAGAUUUGUCAAUUAUAGGGAAAUUGAAUAAUAAAUCUAAGGAUAAUUAUGAUUUAAAUCUACAGUUUGAUCUUGCCAAGGAUAGAAUACCAAGAUGUACCAAUCCAAAUACAUCAAUUAUAUUAUUUGAUCCACCUAAUUUCAAAAACCUCGAAUAUUUUUCAAUACGACCAAUCCUAUUACAAUCAAUAGAUGAAGAGAAGUCGGGGUCUCCUGAAACUCAAAGCGCGGUUUCUAAAUUAGAAAAAUAUGAACCAAUAACUUCAAUUAAUCAAUACCAGUCAUAUAUUUCCGAUGAUGUUGUUUUGGAUAAAAUAAAUCAACUAUAUAGAAAUAGACUAGUGUUUGAAGAUUGGUAUGAUGAUCUACAUGGGAAAACUCACUUUAAAUAUCCUCCUCAGUUACGAUCAAUACGCAAGUCAUUAGCUGUCAAUAUUUUAGUUCCAUUGGUUCAAUUCAUUCAAUAUAUUUUAAUCAUUUCAAUAUAUUUACUUAAUUUCAAAAUCAUAGGAGAGAUCAAUCUAGUUACUAUUUCCAAAACAUUCCGACAACUUGAUCUUAGAUUAAAACAAUUCAAUUAUUUCCCAAUUCAAUUCUUAUGUUAUUAUGAUCGAAAUAUUUUAUAUUCUGAAGAUUCAAUGAUUAUUAAGAAUUUAAAAUUACCAAUCUUUAACAAAAACCUAAACAUCAAUAAUUCCAACUAUAUUAAUCUUUAUAAUUCAUUAUGGUUAAUAUUUAACGAUAUCCUAAUUGGAAUAACUGUGUAUCAAUUAGUUGAAGAUAAUUUCGAAAAAAUCGAAGAGUUCAUUCGAGAAAGUAUAAUCCAACAACAUCUAUUUGAUCAAUUAGUAGAUUUAAUCAAUUGGGUAUCCACCAAGAAUCCUGCUGGGUUUAAAUUAAAUAACGAAUUAGGAAAAUUUAUGGGUGAUUUAUAUAUUUGGGCUUUAUGGUUUUGGAAAUUAUUUGUAUUCCAAAUCAGUCCCAAAUUCCCCGUUUCGUUAUCAAUUAUGAAUAUUUGUAAAUUCUUAUGUUAUUUCGGGGGAUUUUCAUUCUUAUUAAGUUUUUUAAUGGAUUGUAUGAAUAUAUUAACAAUUCAUACAUAUGGAUUUUAUUAUUGUUCUACUAGAAUCUAUUAUCGACAAAUUCAAAUCCUAAAAUCAUUAUUCCAAUUAUUUAGAGGAAAGAAAUAUAACGUUUUAAGAAAUAGAAUUGAUAAUUUGAAUAAUUAUGAUGAUGGCAGUCCAUCAUUUGAAAUUGAUCAAUUAUUAUUAGGAACUUUGAUUUUCAUGAUACUUAUAUUCCUAUUACCCACAGUAUUUGCGUUUUAUUUUAUGUUUGUAAUAAUGCAUGUCCUAACAUUAAUGAUGUUUAAUUUUUUGGAAAAUAUUCAAAUAAUCCUAAAUUUUACUCCAUUAUUUGUCAUCUUGUUAAAAUUAAAAAAUUCAAAACGACUCCAAGGGGGGAUUAAUUUCGAUUAUAUUGAUUAUAAAAAUGGAACGACCUAUAUCAAAAUGUCAAACAAAUCAUUAACAAGUUCGGAAAUAUUUACGAAUUUUAUUAAGUUAUUUAAAAGAGCUAAAAAUUUUAGAACUUCAAUUAUUCAGAAUUUCAUUAGUGGGGAACUUAUUGCCAUUAAGUAUGAUAAUAGUUUGAAAUUCCAUUAUUUGAUGUUGCCUGACGAAUAUGGUGAAACGAUUAAUUCUUAUAUCAACAGUAUUCAAAGAACAAAGAUGUCAUUACCAGCUUCCUUUGACUUAACUCCAGAAGACGCUAAAUUGUUAUUAGCUGCCAACGUUCACUUAGGUUCUAAGAACGUUCAAGUCCACAACAAGCCAUACGUUUACAAGACCAGACCAGAUGGUGUUAACAUCAUUAACAUUGGUAAGACUUGGGAAAAGAUUGUCUUAGCUGCCAGAAUCAUCGCUGCUAUCCCAAUCGCUUCCGAUGUUGCUGUCUGUUCUUCAAGAACUUUCGGUCAAAGAGCUGUCUUAAAGUUCGCUGCUCACACUGGUGCUACCGCCAUUGCUGGUAGAUUCACCCCAGGUAACUUCACUAACUAUAUUACCCGUUCUUUCAAGGAACCAAGAUUAGUUAUUGUCACUGAUCCAAGAACCGAUUCUCAAGCCAUCAAGGAAUCUUCUUAUGUUAACAUUCCAGUUAUUGCUUUAACUGACAUGGACUCUCCAUCUGAAUACGUUGAUGUUGCUAUCCCAUGUAACAACAAGGGUAAGCACUCCAUCGGUUUAAUCUGGUGGUUAUUAUCCAGAGAAGUCUUAAGAUUAAGAGGUAUCAUUCCAGACAGAACCACUGACUGGUCCGUCAUGCCAGAUUUAUACUUCUACAGAGACCCAGAAGAAAUUGAACAAAAUGCUGCUGAAGAAGCCAAGACUGAAGAAGUUGAAGAAGCCGAAGCUCCAGAAGCUGAAGGUGAAUGGGCCGGUGAAACCGAAGAAGUUGACUGGGCUGACUCUGGUGCCACCCCAGCUGUUGAAGAUGCUGCUGCUUCUAACUGGUAA
This is a messenger RNA of Hemisphaericaspora subhashii, 3246 nucleotides long. Its product is annotated as gpi1. NCBI's taxonomy places the organism in Eukaryota, Fungi, Ascomycota, Pichiomycetes, Serinales, Debaryomycetaceae. The record is from RefSeq and is a predicted model, not a curated record. Gene Ontology annotation, molecular function: structural constituent of ribosome. Gene Ontology annotation, cellular component: endoplasmic reticulum; small ribosomal subunit; membrane. Bases 1 to 3246 code for a protein of 1081 amino acids. Gene Ontology annotation, biological process: translation; GPI anchor biosynthetic process. The transcript is spliced from 5 exons.